Messenger RNA from Lontra canadensis (Northern American river otter), 1920 nucleotides. RefSeq names its product TNF alpha induced protein 1 (gene TNFAIP1). Gene Ontology annotation, molecular function: protein binding; ubiquitin-protein transferase activity. Gene Ontology annotation, cellular component: Cul3-RING ubiquitin ligase complex. The transcript is spliced from 7 exons. Gene Ontology annotation, biological process: protein homooligomerization; proteasome-mediated ubiquitin-dependent protein catabolic process; protein ubiquitination. The record is from RefSeq and is a predicted model, not a curated record. The coding region runs from base 238 to 1188 and encodes 316 amino acids. NCBI's taxonomy places the organism in Eukaryota, Metazoa, Chordata, Mammalia, Carnivora, Mustelidae.
GAGGAUGUGAGCUCACAGCCCCGGAUUGCUGGCGGGCAGGCGGCCACAGCGCAGGGCGGCGCGGGGUCGGCUUGCAACCCAGCUGAGAGGAGAAGCGCCCCCCCCUGGGACGGUGAGAGCCGGGUGCUGAGAGUAUGAGGCUCUGGCCUCCACUGGCCACUCAUUCGUGAUCCUUCCACCACGGCGGAGCCUUCCAAGCCGACCUCCUGCCGUGUGGUGAUCUACCUGCAGCGGGAGAUGUCAGGGGAUACCUGUCUGUGCCCAGCCUCGGGGGCCAAGCCCAAGCUGAGCGGCUUCAAGGGAGGAGGCCUGGGCAACAAAUACGUACAGCUCAAUGUGGGGGGCUCCCUGUACUACACCACCGUGCGGGCACUAACCCGGCACGACACCAUGCUCAAGGCCAUGUUCAGCGGGCGCAUGGAGGUGCUGACCGACAAAGAAGGCUGGAUCCUCAUAGAUCGAUGUGGGAAGCACUUCGGCACCAUUUUGAAUUACCUCCGAGAUGACACCAUCAUCCUCCCACAGAACCGGCAGGAAAUUAAGGAACUGAUGGCCGAAGCCAAGUAUUACCUCAUCCAGGGGCUGGUGAGCGUGUGCCAGACUGCUCUGCAGGACAAGAAGGACUCCUACCAGCCUGUGUGCAACAUCCCCAUCAUCACCUCCCUGAAAGAGGAAGAGAGGCUCAUUGAAUCCUCCACCAAGCCCGUGGUGAAGCUGCUGUACAAUAGAAGCAACAACAAGUAUUCCUAUACCAGCAACUCGGACGACCACCUACUAAAAAACAUCGAGCUGUUUGACAAGCUCUCCCUGCGCUUCAAUGGCCGCGUGCUCUUCAUCAAGGAUGUCAUUGGCGAUGAGAUCUGCUGCUGGUCCUUCUACGGCCAGGGCCGCAAGCUGGCCGAGGUGUGCUGCACCUCCAUCGUGUAUGCCACGGAGAAGAAGCAGACCAAGGUGGAAUUCCCAGAGGCCCGCAUCUAUGAGGAGACACUCAACGUCCUCCUCUAUGAGACCCCCCGAGUCCCUGACAACUCCUUACUGGAGGCCACCAGCAGGAGCCGCAGCCAGGCUUCCCCCAGUGAAGAUGAGGAGAGCUUUGAACUGCGGGACCGGGUCCGCCGUAUCCAUGUCAAGCGCUACAGCACUUACGAUGACCGGCAGCUCGGCCACCAGUCUACGCAUCGCGACUGACAAGACCCUCAGGGAGUCAGGGCACGGGACACCCUGUCUCCCGUCCUGUGGAGCCCUGCCCCGUUGGCCACCCCACACUGCUGUUGGCUGGAUUUCUGCUCCAGCACCCAGAAGCAUGACAGGAGGGCAGAGGGCCUGGGCAGGAGAGGGACCACAUUCCUUUGCCCUGCUCCCUGAGCACUUCAGGAUGACCCAAGUCCUGGAUCCUUUGCUCACCCUUCCUGACAGGGAGCUGUGUCUGCCCCUGGGGCAACUGGGCUGACCUGCCCAUGUCCCACGAGAACAGUCCCCUUGACCCCUUGCUGAGUGUCCUUUGGCUCUACUGAAGGGCUACCUUUAAGGCCUCUGGGGAGAUCCGUGGGGAAUGGGCUCAUUCUGGUGCUGUGGAGGCCCAGUUUCUUAUAGAAGGUGGGGCUUCUUUUUCCUUGAGGUCUUUAAGCACAGGCUUCAUGACUUUGGUUUUUAAAAAAUUACCUAGGAAAUGAAUAGCUUGAACUCUAAUAAUGAGGGGACUGGGCAUUUGUGCUACCCCUCUAGGGUGCCAAGACCCUGGGUAGGGCUGAACCCUUGGCCUUCCUUGAUGCCUUUGGCAUCUGUUUCUUUAAAGCACUUUGUACUCUUACUCAAUUUGUAUUCUGCCCUGACCCAUAUCAUCUUUUUCUGACUCUAACCCCUCUUCCCUGCAGAAUCAAUCUGAGAGAGGGGCUAGAGAAGCAAUAAAACAAAACAAAA